Messenger RNA from Populus euphratica (Euphrates poplar), 1033 nucleotides. RefSeq names its product polyadenylate-binding protein 3. The record is from RefSeq and is a predicted model, not a curated record. Gene Ontology annotation, biological process: mRNA splicing, via spliceosome. Gene Ontology annotation, cellular component: U2-type prespliceosome; U1 snRNP; precatalytic spliceosome. NCBI's taxonomy places the organism in Eukaryota, Viridiplantae, Streptophyta, Magnoliopsida, Malpighiales, Salicaceae. The coding region runs from base 17 to 517 and encodes 166 amino acids. The transcript has 3 exons. Gene Ontology annotation, molecular function: U1 snRNA binding; mRNA binding.
AGAAGAAUGGGCUUUUAUGAGUUGGUCCCUUUUAUUGGCAGGGCCUUCUUUAUCCAAGCUACUCGUCGUCUACUGUACAAUCGUCUGUACAAUGAGUGGCCAUACCUUUGGGGAACGAUUGAAUUGUCGUAUGAGCAAAGGGACGACACAGUACCAGGGCAGUGCAUUUAAAAAUGUCAAUGAACGAACGCCGUUAUCUAGUUGCAAGCACGCACCACACCAGUUUGUCUGGACAGUGACGAAGAAGAAAAUGGCACAAAGAAUGGGCUUACAGCUCUUUGUCAGCAGAUUAUCAUCAUACACCACAAAUCAUGAGCUCAAAAGGUUGUUUUCUCCCUUCGGUGCUGUUUCGGAAGCUAGACUAGUUGUUGAAUCAAAAACACUCAGGCCGAAAGGGUUUGGUUUUGUUACUUUCGAGUCAGAGGCUGAUGCACACAAGGCAUUGAAGGCAAUGAAUGGCAGGAUUGUUAAUGGAAGGCUGAUCUUUGUUGAAGUUGCAAAGGAUACCGAGCGAUGAUGUAGCUCUCAGCAGAUAUUAGAUGAAGGGAUUGUGCACGGUCCUCUUUUAUUUCCCCAAUUCUGUCGGGUAAUUAGGGAAACCAAGAGGGCAUGGACGUCCAAGUGUUGGUAAAAGCAUAUUGUAAGACAAUUUAUGAUUUGUGUAGAAAGUGUAAUUUGUGGAAGGGGGAAAGCAAUGCAUUUGCUUUCAAUACUUUGCUUAAGCACUCGAUUGUGCUCAUGCUUUUGCCCGGACGAGCAACUUGACUUCAUUAUUGUAAAAAGGAGAAGUUGCAUCAUUGUAGAGUUUCCUUGGGUGCUUGGGGGUGAUCUUGUGAUCGAGUUUUAUCCCAAUGCUACCAAAAUAGCAAAAUUGAGUGGAUUCCAGUUAACAGAAUCUCAAAGUUGAGCUCCUUCGGUGAUGGUUUAACAGAUGAAGAGGGCUAUUUAUUUUAGCAGGCAGAGGCUGUGAACUGUGAUAAGGCUACCUCAUACUGUCUAAUGGAUUACAUUAUAAGAUAAACACUUUGCUAGA